AUGACUAUCUGUCCUGGUACUUGGACAAGAAUAGGGUUAGGGUUAAAACAGUCCAAAACAUCCAGCGAUGAUCCACGCAGCGAGGGUCCCCAGCCCGGGGUCUACGGCGAGGAUCCGCAGGCCAGAGCCCCCGACGAUGACCCACGCAGCGAGGGUCCCCAGCCCGGGGUCUACGGCGAGGAUCCGCAGGCCAGAGCCCCCGACGAUGAUCCACGCAGCGAGGGUCCCCAGCCCGGGGUCUACGGCGAGGAUCCGCAGGCCAGAGCCCCCGACGAUGAUCCACGCAGCGAGGGUCCCCAGCCCGGGGUCUACGGCGAGGAUCCGCAGGCCAGAGCCCCCGACGAUGAUCCACGCAGCGAGGGUCCCCAGCCCGGGGUCUACGGCGAGGAUCCGCAGGCCAGAGCCCCCGACGAUGAUCCACGCAGCGAGGGUCCCCAGCCCGGGGUCUACGGCGAGGAUCCGCAGGCCAGAGCCCCCGACGAUGAUCCACGCAGCGAGGGUCCCCAGCCCGGGGUCUACGGCGAGGAUCCGCAGGCCAGAGCCCCCGACGAUGAUCCACGCAGCGAGGGUCCCCAGCCCGGGGUCUACGGCGAGGAUCCGCAGGCCAGAGCCCCCGACGAUGAUCCACGCAGCGAGGGUCCCCAGCCCGGGGUCUACGGCGAGGAUCCGCAGGCCAGAGCCCCCGACGAUGAUCCACGCAGCGAGGGUCCCCAGCCCGGGGUCUACGGCGAGGAUCCGCAGGCCAGAGCCCCCGACGAUGAUCCACGCAGCGAGGGUCCCCAGCCCGGGGUCUACGGCGAGGAUCCGCAGGCCAGAGCCCCAGACGAUGAUCCGCGCAGCGAGGGUCCCCAGCCCGGGGUCUACGGCGAGGAUCCGCAGGCCAGAGCCCCCGACGAUGAUCCACGGGUCUGUGCUACAAGAGCGGACUCAGUGUAA
Oncorhynchus kisutch (coho salmon) is the source of this 936-nucleotide messenger RNA. RefSeq names its product proline-rich protein HaeIII subfamily 1-like. The record is from RefSeq and is a predicted model, not a curated record. Lineage: Eukaryota; Metazoa; Chordata; Actinopteri; Salmoniformes; Salmonidae. The transcript has a single exon. Bases 1 to 936 code for a protein of 311 amino acids.